AUGAAUGCUGAGCUUGUGUCGAGCUCGUGGAACCAACAGGCAUCGUCCCGUCACGUCUGGAGGCAGGUUUUUCGGGGCGCCUACCCCCGUCGCCCUGCGAGCUCUACCGCCUCUAAGAAGAAACGGUCCGUUGGAUUGGGCAAGUCUCUUCCCAACCAAGACUGGAAAAAGAUGUUCCUGGUGCGACAGGCUUUGGAGCACCGCUGGAAGGAGGGCAAGGCUGCUGCGAUCUAUCUCCAUGGCCAUCAGGAUAGUGUCUACUGCGCCCAGUUUGAUGAGAAUAAAAUUAUCACUGGCUCUCGCGACCGCACCAUUCGCGUGUGGGAUGCCCACUAUCCGUGGCCGUGUUUGAAGAUCAUCGGUCCGCCACCAAGUGAUUCGCCUGGAACUGGACCGGUGAAUAACCCUGUACAGCAGGCAUCGGGCAAGUCUCCUUUUCUGACCAUCUGCCCUCCGUCAACUCCGUCGGCGGGCAUCGUCACACCUAUGGAUGAGUCUUCGAACUACCACAGUGCAUCGAUUUUGUGCCUGCAGUUCGAUGAGGAGAUCAUGGUUACCGGGUCGUCGGACCACACUUGCAUUGUGUGGGACAUCAAGGAUGACUAUCGUCCCAUCCGCCGUCUCACCGGUCAUCGGGCCGGUGUAUUGGAUGUCUGCUUUGACGAUCGUUACAUUGUCUCCUGCUCCAAAGACAGCAGCAUCUGCGUAUGGGACCGCAACACGGGCACACUCCUCCAACAACUUGUGGGUCACGUCGGUCCCGUGAACGCAGUGCAACUACGGGGCGAUCUCAUUGUGUCGGCCAGCGGCGACGGCGUGUCCAAGCUUUGGAACAUCACUUCGGGCCACUGCGUCAAGGAGUUCUCCACCAAGGGAGGCCAUGGUCUGGCAUGUGUCGAGUUCAGCGAGGAUGGUCGGACCAUCUUGACCGGCGGCAAUGGCAAGCGCAUCUACCAGUUCGACGCCAACACCGGCGAGCUGGUGAAAGAGCUCAAGGGCCACACGGACCUGAUCCGAUCUCUGCAUCUGGACAGUAUGAACAAGCGUAUUGUCAGCGGCAGCUACGAUAUGAGUGUUAAGGUGUUUGAAACUGAGACCGGCGAACUGUCCAUCGACCUGCCGGGAUGGACUACCAGCUGGAUGCUGAGCGUCCAGUCCGACUACCGCCGGGUCGUCGCCACCAGUCAGGAUUCUCGGGCUGUCAUCAUGGACUUUGGCUAUGGGCUGGAUGGGAUUGAUUUGUUAGAGGAGUGA
Molecule: messenger RNA, 1254 nt
Organism: Penicillium riverlandense
Lineage: Eukaryota; Fungi; Ascomycota; Eurotiomycetes; Eurotiales; Aspergillaceae
Product: WD40 repeat domain-containing protein
Exons: 1
Coding region: 1-1254 (417 amino acids)
Molecular function (GO): protein binding
Source: RefSeq, a predicted model, not a curated record